This is a messenger RNA of Thamnophis elegans (Western terrestrial garter snake), 1313 nucleotides long. It is a transcript of the gene ACMSD, whose product is annotated as aminocarboxymuconate semialdehyde decarboxylase. NCBI's taxonomy places the organism in Eukaryota, Metazoa, Chordata, Lepidosauria, Squamata, Natricidae. The transcript has 11 exons. Bases 100 to 1158 code for a protein of 352 amino acids. Gene Ontology annotation, molecular function: carboxy-lyase activity; hydrolase activity. Gene Ontology annotation, cellular component: cytosol; cytoplasm. The record is from RefSeq and is a predicted model, not a curated record. Gene Ontology annotation, biological process: secondary metabolic process.
CUUAGGUUAACCAGCAAAUACCACCUAGGCCUGAACGAAGUUUAAAAAGUGAGGAAAAACAUCUUUAUUGCCAUCUAAUCCUCAGGUGAGCCUGCAGAAAUGAAAAUUGACAUUCAUUGUCACAUUCUGCCUAAGGAAUGGCCUGAUCUGAAACAGCUGUAUUCAGAAUCAGUGAAAAGCAAUGGAUUGCUGUGCAGUGCAAUUAGAUAUGGCUAUGGAGGAUGGGUUCAGUUGGAGAAAGACCAUAAGGGGGAAGCCAAAAUAAUGAGAGAUGGAAAAGUUUUCAGAGUUAUUCAAGAGAACUGUUGGGAUCCAGAAGUUCGGAUUAAACAGAUGGAUGAAUCAGGAGUCUCAGUUCAGGUACUUUCGACGGUUCCUGUCAUGUUUAGUUAUUGGGCUAAACCACAGGAUACUCUAGACUUGUGUCAAUUAUUAAACAAUGACUUAGCUGCUACAGUAAGGAGGUACCCAAAAAGAUUCGUUGGAUUUGGCACUCUCCCCAUGCAAGCUCCAGAUCUGGCCGUGAAGGAAAUGCACCGCUGUGUGAAGGAACUUGGAUUUCCAGGGGUGCAGAUAGGAUCCCAUAUCAACAACUGGGAAUUGAGUGCUCCAGAACUUGAUCCUGUUUAUGCCGCUGCUGAACAAUUAAACUGCUGCCUCUUUGUGCAUCCUUGGGACAUGCAGACAGAUGGAAGGAUGUCUAAAUACUGGCUUCCCUGGCUUGUAGGCAUGCCCACUGAAACAACCAUUGCCAUUUGCUCCAUGAUUAUGGGAGGAACUUUUGAGCGCUUCCCCAAUCUGAGAGUUUGCUUUGCCCAUGGAGGUGGUUCCUUUCCUUACACAGUAGGACGUAUCUCCCAUGGAUUUAGAGUGAGACCUGACUUGUGCGCAAUCCAUAACAACAUUGAUCCAAGGCAAUACCUUGGUUCAUUCUACACAGAUUCACUGGUUCAUGAUGAGCAUGCACUGAAGUUGCUGAUAAACAUAAUAGGAAAGGAGAAAGUGAUGUUGGGAACAGAUUAUCCAUUUCCACUUGGGGAACAUGAGCCUGGAAAACUGAUUGACUCUAUGGAGGACUUUGAUGAGCAAUUAAAAGAGAAACUCAAGUCUGGCAAUGCUCUUUCAUUUUUGAAUAUUGACAGAAAACAAUUUGACUAAUAACAGAACUGCUGUAAUUAUAUAUCAACAUCUUUAAUUUCUGAAGGACAACUAUAAACAUCAUCUUCAUAUUUAUGCAGUAUCAUGCCAAUUUCAGAUAAUAUACAUGUGCUGAAAACUUGAAUCUAGAUUAUAAUAAAACCUUAUAAAAGCUG